Liolophura sinensis is the source of this 2294-nucleotide messenger RNA. RefSeq lists its product as uncharacterized. Gene Ontology annotation, molecular function: protein binding. Bases 260 to 2281 code for a protein of 673 amino acids. The transcript is spliced from 14 exons. NCBI's taxonomy places the organism in Eukaryota, Metazoa, Mollusca, Polyplacophora, Chitonida, Chitonidae. The record is from RefSeq and is a predicted model, not a curated record.
GGAUUGAUAAAAAGCGCACACUAAGCCUAGGGCGGCACUUUUCUAGAUCAGAGAUGAUGUUGAGAAAUUGGCCUGUGGACAUUUCUUAUAGACUUACAGUGUGUAGGCCUGCUUAACGCUGUAUGUAAGACUAGCCCAACGUACACUGUACGUAAUAUCUCACGACGAAAGAAAAGAAAAUCACAACCAAUACCAUGCAGUGUAAACCUUGUUAUUCCGUACAGAUGGCAGUUCCCCCAGAUAUUGAGGCGUAAGGACCAUGAAAAUCAUCUUGGUACAGCUUCUAUGGUACAUCCUCUUUCUGUCAGGACAUGCAGGAGCCACUCCGGCAGUUAGUGGUGUUGAAAUAGGCGAAUUGAGAAAUGGUAACACAAAAUACAACAGUCGGAUGGAGCACAACACAUUUUGGUUAUAUGAAGGAGAAGAGCUAAAUCUGAUAUGCCUGGUGAAGAACGGGUCAUUCCUCGCACAAAAUAAUACCUUUGUGUUUAAACACGAGCAGGGUGUUGUAAAAGAACUGGUAACGGAUGGACAGGCAGAACAGUUUCUGGUUAUCAAGAAAGUGACCGAAAAGCACGCUGGUCUGUACAGCUGUCGACUUCAUCCAGGGGACAGUCUCGUUGGCAGGCUAACUGUUCGCGUUUCCCCGAAGCCGUUGAACUGUAUAGUUUAUAACUGGGAUAGGUUGACCUGUCGCUGGAACGUGACCAAUCCGCCCGACACCCGGUUAGUUUGGACAAUAGUAGGUCCUUUUUAUUACGAAUGUCCCCAUCAUGCUCCGAAUUUCUGCGAGUGGAGGGUUGACGAUAACAACCAUCUAGAUAGUUUCAAACCUUAUAUGUCCUAUUACAAAAUGUGCCUAGUCUCAACGAAUGACACUAGAUGUUACUACAAGGAACGUGUUUACCUGAAUACCAUAGUUAAGCCAGACCCUGUUCCGCUUAAAGACCUACGGUUGUCGUCGCCAUCAAGCAGGACAUUGGAGAUCAGGGGGAAUAACACUUCUAAACACAAAGUCAAUUUGUUGUAUCGAUUCCACCUGAAAGGAGGUUCAGUAAACCAGACCUGGAACUCGACGUCGCUGUACUAUCACUUCACUGGACUCACCCCAUACACAAGAUAUACUCUAGCGGUAACUUGUGUGCCAAAGGAGCAAAGCCAAUACACAAGCGAGGCGGUUCACCUUAAUCUAACCACACUUGCGGAUGUUCCGGACGGGCCACCAGGUGUCACUUCAGGUGGAUUCUGGCAGGGUUUAUGUCGUGACAACAAUACACGUGACGUCAUCGUAUAUUUACAGCCAAUUGAUGAUGCUCUGCGUAAUGCACCGCGUAUCCGGUAUAAUGUAUGUGCGUCCGACACGGAGUUCGUGUUCGCCAAGGAGCCAACAUGGGGAGACAACUCCAUACAGUUACACCUAAACUGUGACGCAGAAUACAAACUGAAACUGUGUGGCGAAUCAGAAGUAGGAGGUUCUAAUCAUGGUGCCAACUUGACAAUCCCUCCCUCUAUUUCUAAAGGUACUUACAGAAACUUUGACCUGAUUGUUGAAGAGGAUACAGAUUUAAAUGUCGUAAUUAUGACGUGGCCGGAAUUCGCCCGAGAUGUUCAACGCCUCAGCCCCGAUGUUCAACACUUCACUGUGUAUUACUGCAAACGUGGACAUCUUGAUAUGCCAAUCUGUAAGGACAACAUUGAGUGGAUACAUUUACCUCCGUCAAACAACUAUACGUUCAACUUAACCGAAGAUUUUUUGAGGGUGACCGGCGACAUAAUGGUUGGAUUAUCCACGGACUCACAAAAUACCACUGGCAUUCUUUGGAGUCCGUGUGUAUUCAUGAAACGUGCAGAUUUACAAAAACCACGGGGACUGCAGGUGACGGAGAACGAGGACCAGAAUUUGGUGGUAAAGUGGAACCCCACUGAGUGUGAAGAUCGCACCGGUGUUGUACAACACCCUUUUGUCAGACGAUACCGUGUGGUGUACUGCGAGAUAGACUCCAAUAUGUAUUCAACUCAAGAACGACAUCCGUGCCCAGCUUCAGAGAGAAUGAAAAUUGUUUCCAAGGAUACCAGUGUCGAGCUCAGAAAUGUGCGGCCGGGUUAUCACUAUGCAGUCGCUGUACAAGCCGUUGUUGAAGACAGAGAUGGCCCGUGGACAGAAUGGAAGGAAACACAGAUAAGCCGAACUAUAACAACAGGAGAAAUAGCAGGAAUUGUCAUUGGAAGCAUUGUUGUGUUGUGUUUCUCACCUUACGGUCUGCUCGUACUCGUCAGGUAGGUACAUGUAUCGC